Messenger RNA from Salarias fasciatus (jewelled blenny), 1026 nucleotides. Its product is annotated as microfibril-associated glycoprotein 4-like. The coding region runs from base 133 to 858 and encodes 241 amino acids. Gene Ontology annotation, biological process: elastic fiber assembly. Lineage: Eukaryota; Metazoa; Chordata; Actinopteri; Blenniiformes; Blenniidae. The record is from RefSeq and is a predicted model, not a curated record. The transcript is spliced from 7 exons.
UGUUCCAGUGGAUGGACGAACCUCCUCCUGCAGAUAAAAGCAGAGACUCUUCGACGCUCCGACACGCUGGAGCUGAAGGAACCAGACGAUCCGUCUCCUGCAGAUCUCAGAUCAGUCGUCACCACUGGGACCAUGAGGCAGCCGUCGCUCCACCUCCUCCUGCUCCUCCUGCCUCCUCUGCUCACCAGCCCUUCUCCUCCUCCUCCUCCUCCUCUCCAUGUGGACUGCAAAGAAAUCCACGAUGCAGACGUCAGCCUACCCAGCGGGGUGUACACCAUCUACCCCACUGCCUCCGGUGUGCAGGUGUUCUGUGAAAUGAAGGACUUUGACGGAGGGUGGACGGUGUUCCAGAGGAGGAUGGACGGCUCGGUGAACUUCUACAGGCCCUGGGACCUCUACAAGGAGGGCUUCGGCAACGCCGAAGGAGAGUACUGGCUCGGUCUGGAGCAUCUCUUUAACUUGACAAAUGGCAAAGACUACCAGCUGGUGGUAGACAUGGAGGACUUCGAGGGAAACAGAAGCCACGCUUAUUACUCUGUGUUCUCCGUGGACUCCGAGUCUGACGGAUACAGGCUGAACGUGUCUGGAUUCGUCGGAAAAGAAAAAGACUCCCUGAAACGUCACAACGGACAGAAGUUCUCCACCUUCGACAGAGACCAGGACAACAGCGAAGAAAGCUGUGCCAGGAAAUUCAUGGGGGCAUUCUGGUACAACAACUGCCUGCACGCAAACCCGAACGGCCUUUAUCUGUGGGGAUCCCACGACACCCUCUUUGCUGGCGGAAUGGAGUGGUACCACUGGAAAGGGUUCAACUACUCCCUGAAGGGCAUCCGGAUGAUGAUCCGUCCCAAGCAGUAAACCUGCAUGUCGAUCUCUACCGUCUCCGUUCAAACUCUCAACAACAAUCAAUAUCCUGAAUUACUGUAAUGCAUUAGUAAAAGUUGCAGCAUCUAUCCUUAAUAACACAAAAUUACGGUAAUUGACAUCUCUUUUUUCGGACUAAAUAAAAUAUCCGCACCAAUGUGA